This is a messenger RNA of Baudoinia panamericana UAMH 10762, 870 nucleotides long. RefSeq lists its product as uncharacterized. The record is from RefSeq and is a predicted model, not a curated record. The coding region runs from base 482 to 763 and encodes 93 amino acids. Gene Ontology annotation, cellular component: cytoplasm. The transcript has 3 exons. Lineage: Eukaryota; Fungi; Ascomycota; Dothideomycetes; Mycosphaerellales; Teratosphaeriaceae.
AAACAAGUAAGACACCGUGAUCACUGGGCAGCCUCGUUGACAGCGUUGUCUCUUGUCUCAGGAAUUCUAUUCGCGCUCUGUCUCAGACCUUGCCUGACCAGUAGCACUACUCAGCCUCUGUGGAUCUGCGAUCGUGAUCUCACCAACCGUCACCAUGACCCUCUGUAAUCCGCAACCCCGUGUUGGUCAUUCCCCCGCCAUCACGGUCCGCACACACUACCGCAGGUACAAUGCACCCCGAUCUCGAUGUUCGCGUGCUGUCUGCCAAGGGCACCCAAGAUGGACGCCGGGUGAAAGACGUAACGACUGCAGCAGAAGGUUUGCUUGCACGUCAUUUGAGCUCCGGUGACUACGGAUCGCCGGGUAGUUGUCAGUCAUAUAUCGCAGCCUCAUUGUUGAACUCUCGUCCAAAUAUAUCGCAGCCUCAUUUCCAUACUCACAUUUCAACAGCCUAACAGAAAGCAAAUCAGCAACAGCAAACAUGGAGAACACCGCUGAGGACCGCAUGCACGCCGCCCAAGGACACAAAGCGAACCUUAGUAACCCAAACACUUCGGAGGAGUCCAAGAAGAACAGUCGUCAGGCUCUGGAGCAGCUCGGCGGCGAGGAUGCUUUCUAUGGCAAGAAGGGUGACGACGCGCCUGCAGCGGGCAUGGGCGAUGAUAACCGAGUGCUCGGAGGUCACAAGGCCACUUUGAGCAAUGAGGGUACCUCUGAUGCCGCCAAGCAGCACAGCAAGGAAGUCUUGGAGAAGAACUCCUAAACGUUACCUUUACGACAUCGCACGACACGACGAAUAGGUUCGAUAUGUAUGAAUAUCAGAUAGCAGUGUAUAUUACGGUCAAAGGUCGAAAGAUCACCUAGCAAAUC